This is a messenger RNA of Corythoichthys intestinalis (scribbled pipefish), 4455 nucleotides long. Its product is annotated as ADP-ribosylation factor-like protein 14. Gene Ontology annotation, cellular component: plasma membrane; cytoplasm. The record is from RefSeq and is a predicted model, not a curated record. Bases 1072 to 1683 code for a protein of 203 amino acids. Gene Ontology annotation, molecular function: GTP binding; GTPase activity. NCBI's taxonomy places the organism in Eukaryota, Metazoa, Chordata, Actinopteri, Syngnathiformes, Syngnathidae. Gene Ontology annotation, biological process: intracellular protein transport; vesicle-mediated transport. The transcript has 2 exons.
UCAAGGACCGGAGUUGGCUACCCCUGUGACAGACUGAUCUGCAGCUACAGAAAGCGUCUGGUUGAUGUUAUUGCUGCCAAAGAGGGGGCCACAAAAUAUUAAAUGUGAUGGUUCACUAACUUAUUUUCCCCCAUUCUGUCAUUGUUUGCAUACUAUCCUCAUUAAAAUAUGGAAACCUAUAAAUGUUUGGGUGGUUUUAGUUAAAGCAGACAGUUUUUUUCAUUUGUGUGAUUUUGAUGAAGACCAGACAACAUUUGAUGGGGAUUUUAUGUAGAAAUGUGAGAAAUUCCAAAAGGUUCAGAUACUUUUUCAUACCACUUUAUUUAUGUGUUAGUACUCAAUGUAAGUGUGAUAGUUCGCAAAAGAAGAAAAGGUGUCAAUUUUAUUUAAAACAUUGACAGCCAUAAAUGUAAAAGUAUUUCGACUGGCAGGGUCGAAAUUAAUUUGAGGUCUUUUAGCAUCAAUAGCUGCCCAUGAGUUAAAACAGUCCGCUUAAUUAUGCUAUACCCAGUUUGAUGUCAAAGUACCUCACCGUUACAUGUUCUGUACAAAAAGGCAUAGAUGUGGAGCCCCUUGGAAAUUGUCACUAUCAAACAACAAUUUUGCCAUUCAAACAGUUCUAAAACAUUGAGCAUUUGGACGUUCCUAAACUGAAAAAAGGUCAAGUUAAUCUGCAAAUCUUAAAAAAUUCCCAAUUCAUAAAUGCAGCCAGGCCUGGAAAACAAUCCGGAUGUCACAAAUAAGGUCUUCUGUUUCCCCUGGGGCUAAAUGAAUGACAGCCAGAGACAGGUGUGAUUGGACUCCAGUAACCAGAGAGCCAACUGUGUGUUGCACAUCAUAGUCGCACAGUCAUUUUUUAUAUAAAUAGCCUUACUGAAAGUUGCGUAGGGCCUGGGAGAACCCCGUCACAACAGAGGGGUGGAUCACUUUAAACUGUGUGUACAUAAAGCAUCGUGACUGCAUACUGAGCUUGCAGACAGACAGCACUGCAGGGACCCACUGGGUGCCAGAGAGCUUGGCUUGUUUUGCCUUUUGCAACGAGACCAGCCCAUUCGACUUUUUGGAUCAGACAUGGGGAUGCACGGCUCCAAGCCUCGGAGGCAAGCGCAGGUCCUGAUGCUGGGCCUGGACCAAUCUGGGAAGAGUACCUUGCUUUACAAACUCAAGUACAACGAGAGCGUGGUCACAGUGCCCACCGUGGGCUUCAACGUGGAAACUCUGGACACAGACAGGAGCAGCCCGGGUCUCACAGUUUGGGACGUGGGCGGCCAGAGAAAGAUGAGGCCUCACUGGAAGCAUCACUACGCCGACACGGCCGGGCUGGUGUAUGUGGUGGACAGCGCCGAACCUGGGAGGCUGGACGAGGCCCGCAAGGAACUCCAUCGGGUUCUGAAGAACGAGAGCCUACGAGGAGUUCCUCUUGUCAUCCUCGCCAACAAACAGGAUUUGCGCGGGGCUCUGAAUCCAGAGGCGGUCUGCCAAAGGCUAGACGUGAGGCGACAGUGCGAGGGAAGCAGGCCGUGGUUCAUCCAGCCCUGCUCGGGAAUCACAGGUGCGGGGCUGGAGGAAGGUUUCAGGAGGAUGGUGUACCUGAUGAAGACCCCGCUGAGACAGACACAAGAGGACAUCCAGGUCAAGAUGAAGUCAAAAGGCUUCAGGAUCACAGCCUUGUUAUGUGGCUGAUGGCUCACCGUGAUAGUGGAUCUUAUCUCAUGAUUAAUCCAAUCACUUUUAUCUGCCUGCCUCAUCUAUGAUCAAAUUAAAGCAUGGCAUUUGAAGAUCUCAACAUAGCGGUCUACGCUUAAUGUGAGAAAAAAAGAGAAUGUUGCUUUGGAUCAGGACAAUGAUACUCGAAGAGUCAAAAGGUGGAGCCACAUCGUGUGACAUUGGGGGGUGGGGGGGUUAAAUCAUUCCUCAAUGAUUCUGUUAAACUGUAUGAUUAAGUCCAGGUCAUGCUUUACAGAACUGUACAUCUUUUUGGAAAGAUGGCCUCACAGAUAAUAUUAAUAAUAAUCAUUGUGUACAUGGGCGUAGGUUUGCAUAGGGACGGCAGGGACCCACCACUACCAACUUUUCAUGAUGCUCAAAUUGUCCCUACCAACUUUUAAGCAACCUUAUUUGUAUUAUACAAUGACUUCAAUUAACUAGGAAAUUUAUAUUGUCUUCCGAUAUGUUGUAAGGAUAUAAUUGACCCUACCAUUAUUAAGUAAAUUCUUUUGAUCAUGUUCAGACUUACAUUUACCCCUUUACCCAUGAAUGUGCCUGUCAAUUUUCCCCCUCGAACGCACGUUUGACUGGCUGAUGACUUGCAUUCAUUGAAAAUGUAUUUAUUUAUUUUCAGCAUUAUUUUUCUAAAAAUGUUUUUAUUCGCAGCCGAUGCAGACAUUUUUUUCAGAUUAUCAUACGUUAAUCAUAGUCAAGGUAAAAAGUUUUCAUUUUUUUGCUGAGUUUGGCUGUGCUUGUGGACAAAAGCAUUAGUGUUUUACUUGAAGGAAGAUUCCAUUUUUAUUUAUUUUUUUCCUCAUACCCUGACGAAGAAGUUUCUUCAGGUAUAUUUUUAUUUAUUUAGACAAUGUUGAGUGCCCGUAAGACAAAUGUUUAUUUUUGCACUCCUGGAUAGUUAAGAAAUCCUUAACAAGUUUGUAUUUAUUGUGUAUGAUAAUAUUAUUAUUUAAGCAGUGCUAGAAUACUGCAAUACAAAUUUGCUAAUAAACUCCACACAUAUUUUCUGGAAGUUUUUAAAAUGUUUCUUUCGUAGUUUUUCAAAACAAAGGUUUGACUAGAAUGGUGUAUCACUAGAACCAAUACAUGUGAAAGUUAGAAUAAGUCAAUACAGAUUUAUUUUGCACUGAUCUUUGGCCCAGGGGCUGGCAACCCAAAAUGUUGAAAGAGCAAUAAUGGACCAAAAAAACAAAUAUGUCUGGAGCCGCAAAAAAUGAAAAGAAAAAAUUAAAUUGAUUGAUUGAAGAGGUGGGGGGCGGGUCAUUCCCACCACCAUGCUUGACUGUAGGCAUGACACACUUAUCUUUGUACUCCGCACCUGGUCGCCGCCACACAUGCUUGAGACCAUCGGAACCAAACAAAUUAAUCUUCGUCUCAUCAGACCAUAGGACUUGAUUCCAGUAAUCCAUGUGCUUUGUUGACCUGUCUUCAGCAAACUGUUUGCAGACUUUCUUGUAAAAUGGUAAAUGGAGAGUACUUAUAUAGCGCUUUAUCUACAUGUUUACUAUGCCCAAAGCGGUUUACAUUAGCACACAUUUACCCUUUCACGUACACAUUCACACACCAAUGGUGCUGCCGCCAUGCAAGGCGCUGCCAACCCAUUGGGGGCAAGUUAGGGUAGUUGUGUACAGUCUUCAGAAGAGGCUUCCUCCUGGGGUGACAGCCAUGCACACCAAUUUGAUGUAGAGUACGGCGUAUGGUCCCGGCACUAACAAGCUGAUCCCCCACCUCUUCAAUCUCUGCAGCAAUGCUGACAGCACUCCUGCAACGCGUCACAUGACAUUUUGGAGGGAAAAUGACAAGCAGUACUCAAUUUGGACAUUUAAGGAUGUACGUAGUUCCCAUGCGGUGUACUCACUUUUGUUGCCAGGGGUUUAGAUAUUAAUGGCUAUAUUUUGAGGGGAAAAUAAAUUAAGUCUAUUAUACAAGCUGCACACAGACGACUUUUCAUUGUGUCAAAGUGUCAUUUUGUCAGUGUUGUCCCAUGAAAAGAUAUACUUAAAUAUCUGCAGAAAUGCGAGGGGUGUACUCACUUUUGUGAUACACUGUAUAUUAGCCUACAAUCAAACUGACUAAGUUGGCUACAAGUACAUAAUGAGCCUUCACGAUUAAAUGUUUAUUUUCCCUGCAGUGCAUCCUACAGAGAAUUAUGCACCACGUGACUACUCUGUUGUACGAUGCCGCCUCAAGUUUAACUUCAUUACAACAUUAAUGAAUUAGAAGAAUGUUUGUGUCAUGUGUACAAGACCCGCAUGCGGCUCUAGAGCCGCGGGUUGCUGACCCCCAAAUUAACCUGUCAAUUAAUUAGGUUCAUAUUCGUGAGAGAUUUAGCCCUGACCCCUGUUCACCCAAUCUGUUUGGUCUGAUUAAAGUCCCCAGCAAAAAGUGUACAUGCAGCUUAUGCUGUUAUCUCGUCCCUACCGAUGUUGAGACCAUAACAUGCGCCCUUGAUUGUUUUUACAGUAUGUUUGUGUUAAUUAUUUUCACACUAAUCUGUCUGUUUUAUUUGUUUAAACAAUAAAACUAAUAUUAUCCUUGUUUAUUUAUAAAUAUUUAUUUAUUUAUUUAUUCUGUAGUAAAAUUUGGAGGAAUAUAAACAUAAAAACCUGUAUGACUGUUUCAUGUAGCUGCAUGUAAAUAAAAUAAUUUCAAGAUUUCUUGACACUCUGAUUUGCAUUUAUUUAUUCGUGUCUGUUUUGCACUGUACACUAUACACUAUAUGGCGGAAAACAC